Metopolophium dirhodum (rose-grain aphid) is the source of this 940-nucleotide messenger RNA. RefSeq names its product eukaryotic translation initiation factor 3 subunit K (gene eIF3k). Gene Ontology annotation, biological process: regulation of translational initiation. The transcript has 4 exons. The coding region runs from base 204 to 851 and encodes 215 amino acids. Gene Ontology annotation, molecular function: translation initiation factor activity; ribosome binding. Gene Ontology annotation, cellular component: eukaryotic translation initiation factor 3 complex; cytoplasm. The record is from RefSeq and is a predicted model, not a curated record. NCBI's taxonomy places the organism in Eukaryota, Metazoa, Arthropoda, Insecta, Hemiptera, Aphididae.
AAUGACUAAUGAACAUAAAUCUGAAUCUGAAAUUCUGAAAUUAUUAUCACACAAAUAAGAAGUCAUACGAUCACGAGUGAUUCGCGACGCGACUUACGACUUUUCCCAGUCUCCCGUGUCCGUACUCACUACUCCGUGUGCCAGUAGAAUUUUGAGCAUUACUCGUUUAAACGUCUUUAGUGUCUUACUCAAUUGAACCAACCAUGGCCGAAGCAAUGAGACAAACGGUUGCGUCGCUUUUGCAGGGCAUCGAAAGAUACAAUCCCCAACAUUUGUCUACGCUUGAACACUACGUGGAAGUACAGUCCCAAGAGAACACGUACGAUCUAGAAGCGAACCUUGCAGUACUCAAAAUAUAUCAAUUUCAUCACGAGUAUAAUUUGGAUAUCACUGUACAAAUCAUGCUGAAAGCGAUCACCAACUUUCCUCAUUCCGAUUUUGUGCUGUGCAAAUGUCUGUUGAAUGAAAAAUUGUGUCAAGAAGCUCCACUAAGCCAAGUAUUGUUCUUGGCUGAUCUAUUGGAAAACUGCAACUUCAAAGAAUUUUGGUAUAAUGUUCAUUCCACACCUGAACUGUAUGCUAAGGUCAAUGGGUUUUUAGAUUCUGUGCGCAAGUUUGUGUGUCAUGUGAUUGGCAUAACAUUUCAGUCUAUUGAAAAACAUAAUCUUAUGGAGUUACUGGGAGGUGUUGAUGAUGCUGCUUUAAAACAUUGGAUACUAAAAUACAAUUGGAAGGAAUUGGAUAACAAAUACAUAUUUGUGGCAAAUCAAGACGAAAAUAUCAAAACAAAAAAUAUUACUGAAAAGAUUGAUUAUGAAAAUAUUUUGGGUGUUAUGGCAAGUUGUCGUUAAUUUCUAAAAGUUGUAAAUUCAAAAUACAUUUUUAUACCAAUACUUAAAACAUGUUUAUUAACAAUAAAUAAUUGGAUUAUCUUGGAUUA